Molecule: messenger RNA, 2832 nt
Organism: Aspergillus thermomutatus
Lineage: Eukaryota; Fungi; Ascomycota; Eurotiomycetes; Eurotiales; Aspergillaceae
Exons: 14
Coding region: 1-2832 (943 amino acids)
Source: RefSeq, a predicted model, not a curated record
AUGCCUGCAUACAGAUACCCACCCGCCUCACAGGCUGCCUGGCACUUCUCCACCGUGUUCCCCGCGAUAUUAUACGAGACGGCCAGCGCUGAGCGCGUUGGAGCCACCGCAGACCUGAGACCCAUCCGCCGGACAUGCGACGUUACACUGCGACGCGGAGACCGCGGCGCCGUUGUUCAUGAUGGCCGUGCCGCAGAAGCAUUGCGUUCCGAACUCCAUCCCGGCGUAGAGGAAGCCGGCCUGGGCGCAGGCGGCCUGGCAUUUCGGCACCGUGUUGCCCGAGAUGAGGAUGGAGGUGUUGAUGGUCCGGUGGGUUGUGUCGUCCGAGUAGCAGCCGAGGCUUCGCCAGCGGAGGGUCGUGUCGAUGCCGCAGACGCCGUAGCCUGUUUGGCAGCCUGCGCCGCAGUAGACGGGUUCGCUGCCGCAGUAGCCGAAUUGGCUGCAGCAGUCGCCGAAGAGGCUGCCGGCGCAGGUGGCGCUUCCGUUGUAGGCGCCGCAGAGUCCGUCGAGGGAGACGGAUUGUCUGGGGGCGAUUGCGUUCUAUCAUAUAUCGGGGUACAUGUUACGCAUGAUGUGGAGAUGCAGCUCGGCGGACAGAACCCUAGGAUAUCGAAUCUCACGACCCCGAGGGUAUCCGGCCGCUCCACCCCGCUCGGAUCCCUCCGGUCAGACGAGGUGCAGAAACCGGGCAUGCUCUCCCCUCCCGUGCGUGGUGCGCUGGACGAGAAGCAGGCGAUCUACAGCAAGGCAGUGGCGCUGGAGGAAGGGGAGGAGGAAGACGCCCCGGACCUGGAGCAGAAUGCUGCCCCGAGGCCGGCGCUGCGGGCCCAUGCGAUCAAGAUCAGCUUGGCGAUUAUGCUGGUCAUCUUGACGCAGUCCCUGGGGGUGGCGCGGUGGGAUGGAGGAUACACACGGUUUGCGCUGGUUGUUACCAUCCCACCGCUCGCUCUGUUCUCGCUGUUCUUCUUCAUCGUGUUGGUCACCAGCGUCUUCCAGCUAUUCCUCCCCGCGGGAUUCUGUCUGAAGAACUCCAAGUACCACUCUGCUAUCAAGCCGAAUCCAAAAGCUCACCGGGACUACGAGCUGCCCCAUAUCACCAUCCAGAUGCCUGUCUACAAGGAAGGCCUGAAAGGUGUCAUCGUUCCGACUAUGAUGAGCGUCCUCGCUGCAGUCCAGUACUACGAGGAACAAGGCGGGACCGCAUCCGUCUUCGUCAACGACGACGGCAUGCAAGUGAUCCAGCCCGAGCUGGCAGAAGCGAGAAAACAGUACUACCGCGAAAACGGGAUCGGGUAUACUGCCCGUUCUCCCAACAAGAAAACAGCAGUCAAGAAGAGCCGAGGGGCCUUUGGGCUCUUUUGGAAGGACAAACCCGUGCCAGCCGGGGAGGAGAGUUCCCAAGCGGAAGAAGAGGGUGGUCCUCCGACGCCGCAGGCACUGGCAAAUAAGAUCGGGUUCGAGCGCAAGGGGAAGUUUAAGAAGGCGAGUAAUAUGAACUACGGACUGGCUUUUUCGGUUCGUGUUGAGGGUGAAAUGGCUCGUCUGAUGCAAGGGGAGGCCGAACGGCGGGGAUGUGCGGUUGACGAUCUGACGGUGGAAGACGAUGAGCGACUCUAUCAACAGGCGUUGGAUGCUAUACUUGCUGCUGAUGAGGGCCGUACCUGGGCCGAAGGGAACAUUCGUAUCGGGGAGUUGAUCUUGCUAAUCGACUGUAAUACUCGUGUGCCGGUGGACUGUCUGCUCUAUGGUGCCCUGGAGAUGCACGAGAGCCCCGAGGUCGCCAUUCUCCAGCACGGAUCUGGCGUUAUGCAGGUGGUCCAUAAUCUGUUCGAAAAUGGCAUUACAUACUUUACCAACGUCAUCUACACGGCCAUCAAAUACGGCGUCGGGUCCGGCGACGUGUCUCCGUUUGUCGGCCACAAUGCAUUUCUCCGGUGGAAAGCACUGCAAAGCAUCGAGUUCGUCGAUCCAUCCGACGGGCUGACCAAGUGGUGGUCUGACGCGCACGUCUCGGAGGACUUUGAUAUCAGUCUCCGGCUGCAGAUGCAGGGGAUGGUGGUGCGGCUGGCGACGUACCACAACGGGGAGUUCAAGGAAGGGGUGUCGCUGACACUGUACGAUGAGUUGACGCGGUGGGAGAAGUAUGCCUAUGGCUGUAACGAGCUGGUGUUCCAUCCUUUCAAUAUGCCGGUGACGUCCAAGGUGACCAUCGUCGCGUAUAUCUUCACCUGUAGGCCUCCCGCCCUUCCUUUCUCCACAUGGCUAACAGACACAGACUACGCCAUCGGCUCGGGCAUGCUCCUCGCCACGGUAAACUACAUCCUCCUCGGCCUCUUCGACUCGGACAUCGACCACCUCUACCUCCCCUCCUGGGGCAUCUGGUGCUCUCUCGUCGUCGUCUUCAACGGGUUUUCCUCUGUCGCCUUUAGCAUGGUCCGCCACCAGCUGAAGGAGGAGACAUUCUGGCGUGCCCUCCUCGACGCAGUCAAGUGGCUCCCCUUCCUGAUCAUCUACUUCGGCGGGAUCAGCCUGAACUGCGCCAAGGCCAUUCUGUGCCAUGCUUUCAGCAUCAAUCUCGAGUGGGCGUCCACGGCCAAGGAGAUGGGGCCGACGGGAUUCUACAUCGGGAUGGACAAGAUGGUGAGGCGGUUCAAGUGGACGUGGGCAAUCUGUCUGGUUCUUGCGGGAGUGAUGAUCUACUUUGCGGUUGGGGCGCCUUGGGGGUGGACGAUUACUCCGGGGCCUUAUUCGACAGCGAAUGUGGCGAUUGCGCUCUUGGCUAUCCAGAUCUGCUCGGCGAGUUUUCUUCCAUUCUUUCUGGGAUUGAAUUGA